UUCUAAACCACGAAUUUGCCAGUCCUGAAUGAGGCUUCAGAGGAGGAUAAUCUAAUAGCGUUGGGUCCUGGUUCUCCAGCAGUGGUCACUCCUCGGGUCAGCGCUACACCCGCAUCCACCCUGCAGCCUCCUGCUGCUGCAUCUCUCUCCACACAGCUGGCAGGACAUGAAGUGGGUGCAGACACCGGGACUCUCAGCUCUCUAACCGCUCGCAACCCUCAGGACGACUUUGACAUGUUCGCCCACACCAGGUCCAGCUGUCUGGCUGGCCAGCGCAAAAACGUUAAAUAUGAGGAACCUCAGGCUCUGGUGAGCCUGGCGUCUGCUUUAGACAUCAGACAGCAAAAUGCCACUGGGAUCCCCGUAUCGCAGUCCUCUGUCAUGGAUGACAUUGAGGAGUGGCUCUGUGCCGAGGUGAAGGGUGAAGAGGCCGAGGAAGGAGUCACGAGUAAAGAGUUCGACAAGUUCUUAGAGGAGCGGGCCAAAAGUGCAGACGAGGCUUUACCGUUGGCCCAUGCUGGAGGGCCCAGACCUCCCGCGAGCACGUCUAGCAGCAACCGCAGGACGACACAGCAGACGGAGGACAAUCUCUUUGCCUUGUAGACCCGUGACGGGACAGAUGAUCACACUCCCUUCCAAACGCUUGCUGUUACUGAUAGAGCACUGUGAGAAUCCAGCUUCAUGACAGCUAUAACCUUUGAGCUGAACGGUGCAGUCAAGCCAUGGCUGAAGCAAACAUGUAGCCAAAAUAAUUCUCUUUAGAGAGCUCGUUGGUUUCACUCCUGUCGAAUGGAGCCGAUUGGUUUCGUAUUUAUCGCUCAUUAAUGAACUAACGCUCUUAAAGUUGGCCGUUCUGAGAGGUAUUCA
This is a messenger RNA of Sinocyclocheilus grahami, 867 nucleotides long. RefSeq names its product TOM1-like protein 2. The record is from RefSeq and is a predicted model, not a curated record. Bases 235 to 603 code for a protein of 122 amino acids. NCBI's taxonomy places the organism in Eukaryota, Metazoa, Chordata, Actinopteri, Cypriniformes, Cyprinidae. Gene Ontology annotation, cellular component: endosome; membrane. Gene Ontology annotation, molecular function: clathrin binding. The transcript is spliced from 7 exons. Gene Ontology annotation, biological process: signal transduction.